AUGGACAACCUCAAAAGCAAGACAACUGAGCUAGUGGCAGCUCUGACUAGGAGGGUUGGAGAGAUCAUGGGCAAUUCAUCUGAACUAGGUGUCCUUCAAGAUGGUAGAGUUGAAACUGAAUUACUGCAUAAAGCUAGGAUGAGAAUAGCAGUACAGCUUCAGCAGUGCUUGGAAUCACCGGCUGAUAAUUCAACCUUCAAUGAUGGGUCAAUUUCAGAAUAUGAAAUCACCCGGGCCGCCCUGACCAUUGCACAUGCCAUGGUCAACCCCAUCAAUAUUGAUUGGGAUGUGGACCGGUAUGCUGAUAAGGUCAAAUUGUCACCACCAAAUCUGGAUGGGUUGCCAUCUGCUGAAACGGAUAGACUGAAGAAGUUCUUCCCUGAAGUAGUGCUUGGCAAAAUUUCGGUUCCAACAACAGUUAUAGACAGGCACGGAAAAUUUUUAGUGGUUUACCUCCCUAAUAUUUUGACACCUUCUCGCCUAGAGCAUGUCAACCACAUCACUGUUGGCUUAAGGGAUACUCUUCUCAAAUCCCUUAAAAAUAAGAACACUUGGAGGGAUGAGGGCUAUAUGGUCCCAGAUGGUGGGGGGGAGUUUGGGGCUGGUAGAAUAACAGUGGUUCCUGCAUACUUCAUGCAAAGACAAGAGCGACUAAUGGAUCCAUUGGUGACAUCAAAGUCUUAUAGAUCGAAGAAGGUCCAACAAUGGAUGGCAGCUUUGACAACAUCAGAAGUUCUAUGGAAUGCUAUAACUGCUGUGGUGGCGCCAGAUCUUUUCCAAGCUGGCAUUUCAGCAUUUUGUGAGGUCAUCAAGGAAGUGCGACGCCCCCCAAAAAAACCUACCCCAGUGGAAUAUUGGCCCUCAAUCUUUUCAGGACUUGACAUCAUUGCUAAUCGGGUCACAUUUAGCCACAGAGAUGCUGGUGGAUCUCCUUCACUGUUAGAUCUUCUUGUCAGUUUGGGAAGAAACCAUCAUGCAACAUUGGCCUUGGAAGACCUCAAAGCAGAGCUUGAUUAUUCUCCUGGAACAAUGGUUUAUAUCUCAGGAAGGGUGCUAGAACACUCUGUUGGACCCUGGCUUAAUGGAGAAAGCGAAACAGAGCCAGUCUCACCUUUGAAACGAAAACAACAACAACGUACUGAAGAUUAUUCUCUGGUGGAAUAUGACAGAGAGGUGUAUGGUGAUUUCGAUAUAGGAGGCUCCAAUGAUAUCCAACGAAAAACCAAAGAUCGUUACCGUGAACUUAUGCGGGUGUCCCGUAUAUGGAGGGAUUUGAUGAAUAGAAUAUGGUUUGGGCAUGAGACAGACAGAUCUCCUGCACCAGGGGAUCUAGCUCUUUAUUGUCCAGCAUGUCCCCAGCCUGGCAUCAAUUUACCCUCUUCUUGGAAGGAUUCUUAUGAUGAUUGGUUGGUUAUGCAAAGAUAUGUUGUCGAUGGAAAUUUUACAGCACAACAUAUGAAGAUGAAGACUCCGGAAGAUAAUGUUUCACUGGCAGAUGGAAAGGGAUACAUGGUAACAAAAGAACCUUAUGAAGCUCACAUAACUGAAUCUAUCGAAAAGAAUGAGAAAUCAUCUUGUAGCAAUCACCGUGCUGUGAAUGCAGCUAAUGUUCAGAGAAGCAAUCUAAGAGCUACCGGUGUUGGGGCAACAGCAUGUGCUAGGCAUGGAUGUUUUGUUCCUCAUUCUGUAGUAGACUUUCAGAAAGGAGAACGGCAAAUGAACAUGGACUAUUCUAUUUGCAAUGCAUUGAAAUAUCCAUCAGAAAAUAUUGGCAGUGCACUCAUAAUCUAUGAUGUUGCAUGCCAGUGGAGUGUCAACUUCCAUGACCAGGGUCCAUAUGAAGAAUUAACAAAUUCUCUCAAUUCAAAUGAUGUCCAGAAAUGGAAGAAGCAAGCUGAACUAGCAGCUCUUGAUCAUGGUGAGCUUCUUGACAUCUAUCAGCUUAAGAUGGAUAAAGCUCCAACCAUGGCUGAAAUAAGGCUGAGGUUGACUGAAAAUGAACUGUCUUCCCAUGGUAGGACUGGGGCCAUUUCGUGGUUGAUCGAGGGUAUCAAUAUAGAAAAUACUCAAGACACCCUGAGAUCUUCUAUAAGACAACAGUCAGACAAUCCAACUGCUUCUCAGAGAAUCAUUAUAGAAGAAAAAAGACAGAAACUCUUGUCUCGGAUUCAUAAAUUCCACGAAACUGCGGUGGUUAUAACAAAUGGUAUGGAAUUAGAAGGGCGAGAGAGAUUGCAACAUGAUGACCCUGAACUGUGCCUGGGGGAGGCUAAAGGACUUAUUUUUUCAGGAAUUGAUGAUAUAGAGGAAGAUGGUAAUUUGGACCUCGGAGAUGAUGCUGACUCUCAUCCAGAGGUUGCAGAACUUUGGAUGCCGUCAUGGGAGGCAUCUGAUGUCAUCAUGGAUGAUGUUAUCAUGGCAUUACAGCAAGAAGAACUAGAGCUUCGAAAGGGUCAAGCAAAUGACAGCUUGGAAAAGCUUCGUCAAGCUCUUGGCGACAGAUCUGUGAUAUUUCGGGAGAAAUCGCACUCCAACAAAUCAGUCCAUCAUCAGGGUACUAGAUCAACAAAGGAACUUCGAAAAAUCACCUUGGCCAUCAACAAACAUGCUCGAGAAUAUCGCCGAUCAAGGGCAGCAAUGCAACGAUUAGGGGCUGAUUCUGAUACAUUGGCAUCAUAUCAAGUCCUAAAGGCUGAGGACCUUACAACUGCACAGCCUGUCCGGCCGACUGGAGUAUGGGUGCCAUAUAUGCCGGCUGGCCCAGAGUUACAGGCUGCAACAGCAGGCUGGCCCAAAUGGAAUAUGACAUCAUAUGAAUAG
Suillus fuscotomentosus is the source of this 2820-nucleotide messenger RNA. RefSeq lists its product as uncharacterized. The transcript is spliced from 14 exons. The coding region runs from base 1 to 2820 and encodes 939 amino acids. The record is from RefSeq and is a predicted model, not a curated record. NCBI's taxonomy places the organism in Eukaryota, Fungi, Basidiomycota, Agaricomycetes, Boletales, Suillaceae.